GUAUAGUUUCUGGACUGAUGUAUCCUGGUAAAGAUGAAAUGUUUGGUACAGAGAAUGUUACUAGGAGGUCUGUCCCCAUCACGGAUGCAUCUGAGAUGGUCUUCAGGUUCCUCUACCAGCCGCCUGCUGAAGGAGGAGUUGGUUCAGGAUACUGGGAUGGCCUCAGGCCAGCAGCGCAUGAACCCACUAGGGAUCCAGAUGCUCUCCAAGGGCCUUCAUGAACAGAUUUUUCGAGGUGCUCAGGUCCAUUACUCGGAAGAAGACAUCCGAAAAAGUGUGGAACACCUGCAGAGGCAUGAUCUGUGGGGAAAGGAGACCUCCACUGUUCCAGAUGUUCAGCUCGAGCUACCCCGGCUAUAUGGGGCCAACCUUGAUGAACACUUCUGUGUUUUGGCACAGAAGCAGAAUUUCCCAUAUUUGGAGGCUGCUAAGGAACUUCUGCAGAGUGAGAUCUCCCCAAUGCCUCAGGAGUGGGCUUGGGCAGCUGGGUGGACAAGAUAUGGACCCAGUGGGGAGAUGGAAACGGUGGAUUUCCCAGAUGAGCGAGCAUUGGUGUUUGAUGUGGAGGUGUGCAUGGAAGAAGGGCAUUGCCCCACACUUGCAGUGGCUGUUUCCCCAAGUGCCUGGUACUCCUGGUGCAGCAAGCGGCUGUUAGAGCAGAGGUAUAGCUGGUCCAGCCAGCUGACUCUGUCAGACCUCAUCCCCCUGGAAUCGGGCAGCAGCUGCCCCAAGCAGCACUGUCAGGAGAAACUCGUGGUGGGUCACAAUGUCUCCUUUGACCGAGCACACAUCAAAGAGCAGUACCUGACAGAGGGCUCUCGUAUGCGUUUCCUGGACACCAUGAGUAUGCACAUGGCUAUUUCAGGCUUGUCAGGAUUCCAGCGCAGCCUUUGGAUGGCAGCAAAGCAUGGCAAGAGGAAAGGACAGCAGCAAGUGCAGGAGCACAUCAAGAAGAUGCGCAGCAAAACUGAUGGCCCUUUGAUUGCCUCUUGGGACUGGGUGAAUAUUAGCAGCAUCAACAACCUAGUAGAUGUGCAUGCCCUCUAUGUAGGGGGCCAGACAUUAGAGAAAGAGGCCCGGGAACUCUUUGUGAAGGGAAGCAUGAAUGACAUCAGGAACAAUUUCCAGGAUCUGAUGAGAUAUUGUGCUCUUGAUGUUCAAGCUACGCAUGAGGUAUUCCAGGAGCAGCUUCCACUCUUCAUGAAACGGUGUCCCCAUCCUGUGACAUUCGCAGGGAUGCUAGAAAUGGGGGUCUGUUAUCUCCCUGUCAAUCAAAACUGGGAAAGAUAUCUGGAUGAAGCCCAGGCCACUUACGAAGAACUCCAAAAGGAGAUGAAGAAGUCCUUGAUGAACCUGGCUGAUGAUGCCUGCCAGCUGCUUCAUGAGGAAAGGUACAAGGAUGACCCUUGGUUAUGGGAUCUGGAGUGGGACCUCCAAGAAUUUAAGCAGAAGAAGAAGAAAACUGGGAAGAAGAAGAAUCAAGAUGGUGAUGAUAUACCUCCCAAAGCAGUGGAAAAGGCCUCCAUGUUGGAGUGGCAGGAAGAUCCUGGUCCCCCUGCUGAAGAGGAGGAUCAGAAGAUCCUUGACAGCCGGCUGUGCUUGGACCAUCUGAAGGAGACUGUUACUUUGCAGCCAAAAAGGAUUCAGCAUCUGCCUGGCCAUCCAGGGUGGUACCGUAAACUGUGUCCCCGGCUGGAUGAUCCUAGUUGGGUACCUGGGCCAAGUCUCAUCAGCCUGCAGAUGAGAGUGACUCCAAAGCUCAUGAGGCUCACCUGGGAUGGCUUUCCGCUGCACUACUCUGAGAAGUAUGGCUGGGGCUACCUGGUGCCAGGAAAGAAGAAGAGACCAGCAGAGGAUGACCUGGGUGGCAGUUCACCUUCAUGCCCAUUCAGGGUUAUUGAGCAUCUGUACCAGGAGCAUUGCAAGGAGAAAGGCAAAGAGCAGCCUGGGUUGCUAGAAGCCUCUCUGGAAGAAGAUCUGAUAUUAACAGAAAACAGCACUUUCUGGCAAAAGGCAGAAGAGUUCAGUCACCUCGAGGCAGAUGGAGAUGCAGAUCCUGCAGCCAAGUCCUCAAGACAGGAUGAGGUGGGAUCUGCAGAGAACCAUCCUGAAUAUCAUCAUGGCAAUGGUCCAUACAAUGAUGUCAAUAUCUCAGGCUGUUGGUUUUUCAGAUUACCUCACAAGGAUGGGAAUGACAACAAUGUUGGAAGUCCAUUUGCCAAGGAUUUCUUGCCCAAGAUGGAGGACGGAACCCUGCAAGCUGGCACCAGGGGUUCUGACGGGACUCGAGCUCUUGAAAUCAACAAGAAAAUCUCCUUCUGGAGGAAUGCGCAUAAGCGAAUAAGUUCCCAGGUGGUGGUGUGGCUGAAGAAAGGGGAGCUGCCUCGAGCUGUGACCAGGCAUCCAGACUACGAUGAGGACAGCAGCUACGGGGCCAUUCUGCCACAGGUGGUGACUGCUGGGACUAUAACCCGCCGGGCCGUGGAGCCCACCUGGUUGACAGCCAGCAAUGCCAGAGCUGACCGGGUGGGCAGUGAGCUGAAGGCCAUGGUCCAGGCCCCUCCCGGCUACCACCUGGUUGGAGCUGACGUGGAUUCCCAGGAGCUUUGGAUAGCAGCUGUCUUGGGAGAAGCUCAUUUUGCCGGCAUACAUGGCUGCACCGCAUUUGGCUGGAUGACCCUGCAGGGGAAGAAGAGCAACGGCACAGACCUGCACAGCAAGACUGCCUCCAUGGUUGGCAUCAGUCGAGAACAUGCCAAAGUGUUCAACUAUGGCCGUAUUUAUGGGGCAGGGCAGCCCUUUGCUGAGCGCCUCCUCAUGCAGUUCAACCAUCGCCUGAUGCAGCAGCAGGCCAGUGAGAAGGCGCGCCAGAUGUACGCCAGCACAAAGGGGAUCAGGCGCUGCAUCCUGUCUGAGGAAGGAGAGUGGCUGGUGAAAGAGCUGCGUAUCCCUGUGGAACGUGAAGCAGAUGGUUCUGUGUCCUUGCAAGAUGUGCGGCGGAUUCACAGAGAAGCAGGGAAAAGGUCUCUAAGGAGGAAGUGGGACGUGGUUCGCCAGCGAGUCUGGGCCGGUGGGACAGAGUCCGAAAUGUUCAACAAACUGGAAAGUAUUGCCAAUUUGGAAUCGCCUUGCACCCCAGUGCUGGGUUGCCACAUCAGCAGAGCACUGGAGCCAGCUGCUGUCAAGGGCGAGUUUGUAACCAGCAGAGUGAACUGGGUAGUACAGAGCUCUGCUGUGGAUUACCUGCACCUGAUGCUGGUGGCCAUGAAAUGGCUCUGUGAGGAGUUCAGCAUCAAUGGCCGCUUCUGCAUCAGCAUUCAUGAUGAAGUGCGCUACUUGGUCCAGAGCGAAGACCGCUAUCGGGCAGCCCUUGCCCUGCAGAUUGCCAACCUCCUCACGCGGUGCAUGUUUGCCUAUAAGUUGGGUCUGCAAGAUCUGCCUCAGUCAGUGGCCUUCUUCAGUGCUGUUGAUAUUGAUCGGUGCUUAAGGAAAGAGGCAACCAUGGAUUGCAUUACUCCCUCCAACCCAACCGGCAUGGAACAGAGAUAUGGCAUCCCCGCAGGUGAAGCUCUGGAUAUAUAUCAACUUCUUAAAAUAACCAAAGGCUUGCUGGAGAAAGGAAAAUAAGUUUUGAGAUUCCGGAAUCUUCCCAGAAGCUGUCUCUUGAGGAGCCUGGCCUUGCCUUACUUCUUGGAGAGGCAAUCAUAAGCCAGAGUAUGGCGGUGCUGACAAGCUGUGGCUCCAAAGGCAGCUUAUCUGACACGGAGCCCUGUGGCAAUAGACGCAGGCCAUUCUUCUGCAGCAUUCAGGGAUGAGCAGUUGCUUCAAAAAGACUCUUGCAGAAAAGCAGGUGUUAAUGGAAGCAUUCUUUGUCCACAAAACCUGGCUGGGCAUAAAUAGGUCAGUUCUCAUUUCUUUCGUCUCUUCUUUUUGGGCUCCUGGCUGUCAUUGGGCUGCGCCGAUGCACUGCUCUAAAAGAAAUGGGAACAAAGGCAUGAAUAGGAAAUGUGAACAGAAGUUGCUCCUCACCUACUCCCCCCAGUUCUAGAGCCACUGUCCUGCAGAGGGCUGAAUAUCAGGUUUUAAUGAUCCAUGUUGCUCCUUCUCAAGUAAGAAACAAAGACUGUUCUCUUAAAUCCCGAACCUUUGAAAUUCAGUCCCAAGAGGAAACUGCCCCAUGGAGUGGUGGAGUACAGCAAUCCCUUUUCAUACCUUCCAGGUGUGCGGCUGAAUUUGAGAAUUUCUGGGUUUAAAGAACCACUCUACCAUUGUAAAGCAUUCCCCACACCCCUUGGCUAUUUAAACUCAGAAAUGUUGAUAUUCAUCUGUAUAGAGGAACAGUUGAGCAGCCAGCGUUAUUCUUGCCUCAUCUAACCCCAUCUAAUCCUUCUCGUUCAGAACUGAAUUAUAAUUUUUUUAUGGGCAAGACCAAGAACAGUGCUUGUCACUCAGUAUUUGUUGACAGAUUCCCCAACAGGGCUGAAUUUCUGAGUGUAAAGAGCCACCUUUUUGAUGUGGAAAUGGGCGAGGUCACUCUUUGAACCUUCAACCCCACAGGGAAACUGCCCACUCUGGCUAGAGGGUAUGCUCCUCCUUUGCUCUUCAGUUCAACAUCCCAGGGCUGAAUUUGAGACAUUUAGCAGUUAAAGAGCCACUUUGGCAUGUCUGAAGUAUAGAGAGCUCAAGGUAGCUGUUUAAAUCCUGACACUCUGAAAUUCAGACCUACAAAGGGGGAGAGCAACAAAAUGUUGCGGAUUGUUGCUAGGUUCUCUUGCUGCUCCUAAACAGCACAGUCCAUGCUGCUGUUUCCCGACCCUUUCAGGAGGAAUUUGGAAACAUUUCGCAGCUUGGUGCCACUUGCGCCCAAGGAUUUCCAGCAAGUGCCCCUUUGUUGCCCGUCCUGUACUGUUGUUUCUCAGCCCUUAAGCCAGAGAACAGCCUGUGGGGGGGACUAAGCAGUGUAGGGUAGACAAUACUGACUUUGAUGGACUGAUUCAGUAUAAGGCAGCUUCAUAUGUUAGGUCUGUUCCUUGCUUAAAUGCCCAUAUGCUCUUAUUCAAGCCCUCCUGGCAGUUGGAAGGAAUAGUUCCCCCACCCCCCAAACACACACCACUGAACGGCUGUGGUUCAUACAUGAAAAGAUGUUGGAACACUUAUGUUAUUAAAACUAUCUGUUGAAAUAA
Messenger RNA from Heteronotia binoei (common prickly gecko), 5183 nucleotides. RefSeq names its product DNA polymerase gamma, catalytic subunit (gene POLG). The record is from RefSeq and is a predicted model, not a curated record. Gene Ontology annotation, molecular function: DNA binding; DNA-directed DNA polymerase activity; 3'-5' exonuclease activity. The transcript has 22 exons. Lineage: Eukaryota; Metazoa; Chordata; Lepidosauria; Squamata; Gekkonidae. Gene Ontology annotation, biological process: mitochondrial DNA replication. Gene Ontology annotation, cellular component: mitochondrion; gamma DNA polymerase complex. Bases 34 to 3627 code for a protein of 1197 amino acids.